This is a messenger RNA of Morone saxatilis (striped sea-bass), 702 nucleotides long. RefSeq names its product nucleoredoxin-like protein 1. Gene Ontology annotation, cellular component: mitochondrion. The record is from RefSeq and is a predicted model, not a curated record. Gene Ontology annotation, biological process: photoreceptor cell maintenance. The coding region runs from base 1 to 702 and encodes 233 amino acids. Lineage: Eukaryota; Metazoa; Chordata; Actinopteri; Moronidae. The transcript has 3 exons.
AUGGUGGACCUAUUCCUAAACCGAGUUCUCGUGGAGAACAACUGGGACCAGGAUGAACUCAACACGGAUCGUGAGAUUGUCGGUAUCCUCGAAAACCGCAUCCUGAUGCUCUUCUUUGCAUCUACUAAGUGUGACAAGUGCCAAGAGUUUCUGCCUGUUCUGAAUGACUUUUUUAAAAGACUGAAAGAUCCAGCAUACAUUGAAUACCCCAAACUGCUUGCACUCAUCUACAUCAGCUUGGACCAAUCAGAGGAGCAGCAGGAGAGAGUCCUCAAAGAGCUGCACAAAAAGGUUCUGUUUUUGGCCUUUGAGGACCCAUACAGGAUAGAACUGCAAGCCAUGUUUAAGGUGAAGGACAUACCGACAGUAGUGGUUCUUCGUCCUGAUGGCUCCAUCCUCACUCCAAAUGCUGUGCAGGACAUCUGUCGUUUCGGUUCCGACUGUUUCAGAGACUGGCAGGAAUCAGCAGAGCUUAUUGAGAGGAGCUUCAUGCUCAACGAGGAGUUUGACAACCUAAAUCUGCGUAGCACCACUGACCCUUUGAGGAGACUGAAGUACAAGACAGAGGACGACAAGAGGAAAAAGAGAUGGUGGAAGUCAUGGGGGAAGGGCAAAGAUGGAAAGGAAGAGGAGGAAGAGAAAGAUGGAACGUGGGAUACAAAGAGAAAGGACGGAGAUAAUGAAAUAAGGUGGAGAAGAUGA